UGUCAGCUUUAACCACACCCAGAACUCGGCGGAGUUUUUACCCGGUCAGCUGCCAUGUAAUGGAAUGAGGUUCCUGAACAAAAAACCGGACUUCCGAGUAGGAAAUGAAGGCGAUGUGAGAUUUUUUUUACAACUUUGGUGAGCCCCGAAUCGUUUGGACAAUGGUCGGUAAAGAGGUGGACGGAGGAGACGCAGUGUCCAGAUCCGAGAAGGACCAGAGCUGGAUCGCGUCUGUGAUCAAGAAAAGAGUGUGUACCACGUUUGUUGAGGAUUCCUUCAGCAACGGUGGCCUGUGUCAGUGUGGGAGUACGAGGGACAGCCAUGCCUCAGUCACUCUGAAUGAUUACUUCAGCACAGCCAUCGUCAGUCACUGGGAAAGUUCUCAACACACAUCAGAGUCUCCUACGGACGCUUAUGGAGAGGUGGCGUUUGCAGGAGCCAGCAAGAAGCUCAGCUAUUUUCUGCGUCUUUCCUGUGAUACUCCCCCUGCUAUUGUUUAUUCCAUCUUGACAAACCAUUGGGAUUUGCAACCUCCAAACCUGGUGGUGUCAGUAGCCGGCAGCGGGGGGAGGAUUAAGGUCAAGACCUGGGUGCGAGAGGUGUUAAGGCAGGGACUGGUCAAAGCAGCCCAGAGCACAGGAGCAUGGAUCUUAUCAGGAGGACUGCGAGAGGGUGUUGGCAGGUAUAUAGGCGAAGCGGUGAGGGAUCAUGCUAUGGCCGCAUCCUCAGUUUCCCUCUCUAAGGUAGUGGCCAUAGGCAUAGCUCCGUGGGGAAUGGUAUGCAAACGAGAACAACUCACCAACCCAGAGGGCAGUUUUCCAGCCGAGUACUAUGUUUCGAAAUCAUCCCGAGACUCCUGCUACCUGGAUAACAACUACCAAGCAUUUCUCCUCGUGGAUGAUGGGAGUGUAGGCCACAGAGGUGUGGAGGCUGGUUUCAGAGCCCGGCUAGAGACCUACAUUUCCUCCCAGCGCACAGGAAAAUUAGGAAGCGGAAGCAUGGACAUCCCUGUGCUGUGUAUGCUGGUGUCAGGAGAACCUUACAUGCUCGAGAGAAUGGAUCUCUCCUUGAAGAAGUCUCUCCCCUGGUUGGUCCUGGCAGGCUCUGGGGGACUGGCUGACUUGAUAAGCGACGUUCUGGACAACAUAUCAGCCGCACCGAGCAUGCCUGGGGCGGGGUCUGAAGGCGAAGGGGAGGCGGCUACUAAAACAGAUCUCAGGAGCAGAGUAACAGAGAGAGUGCUGAAACACUUUCCCUCAGAGCCGGACACUGAAAAACUCGUAGACAAGGUUUUGAGUAUCUGCCAGAGCAAAGACCUGAUCACUGUUUAUCAUGAAGAGCACGAGGGUUUAGACGACUUCGACACUGUGCUGCUGAAGGCUCUAGUCCGGGCGAGUAAGCAUCGUUCUGAUGCUGUUCCCAAUACCGAGGAGUUGAGGCUGGCUGUGGCCUGGAACAGAGUGGACAUCGCCAAGAGCGAGCUCUUCACCGGAAACAUCCAGUGGGGGAAAGAGGACCUGGAGAGCUUCAUGACCGAUGCUCUGGUGAACGACAAGCCCCAGUUUGUACGCCUUUUUACCGAAAAUGGGCUGAACAUUCUGGACUAUCUUACAUACGACCGCCUGGAGGAGCUGUACCACUCGAUCUCAGAGGGAUGUCUGGCCUACACACUUCUACACCGUUACCUGGCAGAACGUCUGGGGGCCACCAAUAUCAGCACUUCUCGCUCUGUUACCAAUGUUGCUAAAGACAUCUUCAACCCAGUCAAACACGUGACAAUUUACGAGGUGUCUCAGGUCCUACAGUACUUGCUAGGUGAUGUGUGUCAGCCGUUCUAUUAUAAAUGUCUGGAUUUGGAUGGUGUUGCUUCCAGAAGGAAAGCCACCAAGAAAAUGUCUACGACCUUGCGCGGAGAAGCCGGAUAUCGGAAGCGUAGGUGCGUUCACCCGUGGGCUUCACUCUUCAUCUGGGCCGUGCUGCAGAACCGCAGUGAGAUGGCCGUGUACUUCUGGGAAAUGAGCUCAGAGUCGGUAUUGAGUGCUCUGAGUGCUUGUAAGCUGCUGAGAGUUCUCUCCAGAUUAGAGACCGAGACUGAGACGCAACUCUCCAUGAAGGACCUGGCUCAGAGAUUUGAGAACUUGGCCCACGAUUUGUUCAGCAAGUGUUACGAGAGCAGCGAGAGCCGUUCUUUUGUUCUGCUGAAGAAAAAAUCGCUGGUCUGGAAGGGCACUACGUGUCUGAAGAUGGCCAUGGAGGCAGAUGCUCGUCUUUUCUUCAGUCACGACGGCGUGCAGAGUCUGCUGUCUCAGAUCUGGUGGGGGGAUAUGGACAAGAGCACAGAGGUCUGGAAGCUCAUCCUCACUCUUUUUGUUCCUCCUCUCUGCUACACCAAACUAAUCUCCUUCAGAGAGGCGGAUGAUGCGGAUGAUGGGAGUUCGGAGGAAGUGUCACAGCGAAAGGAAAUGGACUGGCUCUACGCUGAAACCGUCUUCUCUUUCUCAGACAUGAAGCGCAUUCAAGCAAAAGCAGAAGAGUCGAGUCCUGUUAGACACACCAUAAAAGGUUACCCGGUCAGACCUGUCCGUCCCAAACUGCCUUUUGUGUUGUCACGCUGGAGACAGUUCUGGUACGCACCGGUCACUGCCUUCCUUGGCAACGUGCUGAUGUACUUCCUUUUCCUGCUUCUGUUUGCCUAUGUGCUAUUGAUGGACUUCAAGCCUCCACCCCCAAGGGGCCCGGCCUUCUGGGAGCUCCUGCUGUAUUUCUGGGUGUUCACCAUUGUGUGUGAGGAGAUUCGAGAGACAUUCUUUGUGGGAAACAUGACAUGUAAGCAGAGGAUACGACAAUAUGCUCAGGAUUUGUGGCACAAGUGUGACCUCAUUGCCAUUUCCCUCUUCCUUGUCGGCAUGUGCUGCAGGAUGUUCCAGAAAACGUUUUGGCUCGGCCGUGCUGCUUUUUGCCUCGACUACAUGGUGUUCACCCUCAGACUUAUCCACAUCUUCGCCAUUCACAAGCAACUUGGGCCAAAAAUCAUCAUAGUGGGCAAAAUGAUGAAAGAUAUUUUCUUCUUUCUCUUCUUCCUUGCCAUAUGGUUGUUGGCCUACGGAGUGGCUAAUCAGGCUCUGAUGUACCCCUACGACUCAAGUGCUGAUAGGAUAUUCCGCCGCAUAUUCUACAGGCCAUAUUUACACAUCUUUGGACAAAUUCCUGUGGAGGAAAUUGACUCUGGAUAUAGUUGGGAUGUAAAUUGCACAAACAAUGCAACACUAGUUAACGCAGAUACAGAACCGUGUAGAGAAGCGCAUCAUAACUGGCUUGUGGUCAUCUUACUCGUCAUCUACCUUCUGGUCACCAACAUCCUGCUCAUUAACCUACUCAUCGCCAUGUUCAGUUACACCUUCACCAAAGUGCAAGAACGGAGUGACAUAUACUGGAAGUUCCAGCGCUUCAACGUGAUCGUGGGGUAUCAUUCCCGCCCGUGCCUCGCUCCACCCUUCAUCAUAAUCUCCCACAUCCACCUCUUCAUCAAGCGGAACUUCCGCAAGGUGCCAUCUGAGAAGGUGCACCAGUUUGCUCUGGACUUGAAGGAAAAAGCCAACAACCGGCUAAUGACAUGGGAGAACAUUCAGAAGGAGAGCUUCCUAUCUGCUGAGGGAAAGAAGUUAAGAGGAAGUGACACGGAGAGGCUAAAGCGCAUGUCUGUCAAAGUGGACGGUGUUCUCAAACAGACGUCUGAGAUCAGGGAUUUGGAUCGCAGAUUAAGAACCCUCGAGUCCGAGAUGGAAUUCUGUUCAUCUACACUUCUAUGGAUGGCUGAUGCUCUCGCUCAGAGCGGCAUGCUAAAAUCCACUAAGCCUCUCCCCACCCGGAAAGUAAAUCCAUCCACACCAGAGAGGUGAGAACGGCUCCCUCAUCCCUUCAUCUCCCUUUUUGCUCUCGUCCACCUUCCAUCGUCGUCUUCCUUUGCAUUUCUAUUUAUUAUUUAAAAGGAAAAAGGUAACAUAAAAGGGAGACAAACUUUGAGAAAAGGACAGCAGAAUAAAAGUUUUCUGCAAGAAUGCUGUCUUUCCUCUAACCUCAACCAGGCCAUCCUUAAAGGAGAAGGAGUUCACUUCCAGUACAAAAAUCUACAGAUAAUUUCCUCAGCCCCUUGUCAUCCAAGACGUUCAUGUCUUUCUUUCUUCAGUCGUAAAGAAAUGACAUUUUUUGAGGAAAACAUUUCAGGAGUUUUCUCCAUAUAGUGGACUUAGUGCCCGCGUGUUUAAACUUCCAAAAUGCAGUUUAACCAUCCCAGCCCUGGAAGAAGGCUCUUAUCUAGAGAAACCAUCGGUCAUUUACUUAGAAAAAUAAAUUGUACACUUUUUAGUGUGGAGAAGGAGGACUGCUCUGAAGUUGUUGCACGUGGAAUGACACAAAGUCAUAGAACUUUGUCAUUCCACAUGCAACAACUUCAGAGCACUCCUCCUUCUCCACACUAGUAAAUACUGGGUCUGUAGUUCCAGAAAAUGACCGAAGCUCCAUUUAAACUGCAUUUUGGAAGGUCAGACUUGGGGGCACUAUUGAAGUCCACUAUAUGGAGAAAAAUCUGAGCAUUCCUCAAAAAACAUCAUUUCUUUAUGACUAAAGAAAGAAAGACAUGAACAUCUUGGAUGACAAGGGGGGAGGAAAUAAUCUGUAGAUUUUCGUUUUGGAAGUGAACUUCUCCUUUAAUAAACAACAGAGUCGAUUCUUUCUAUUAGUGCAUAAGCUGUGUAAUGCCAAAUGCAAAAAUAAUUCCCAAAUCUCUUCUUUUUGUCAGUAUUGGGCUACAAGCCAAGCUGAAAAGUUCAGUGUUAUCUCGUUUUACUUUAGUUAGACUUAAACUAACAUGGCUAAUAAUAUCAUGUAAACUUUUGAAUAAAGUAAUUUGAGAUAACCUGUGCUUUAUAAAUUUGCAUUAAUGGGUAUCUCAGGGUCUAUAAUAUGUAGAGUUUGUAUGAUAAUUCAUCAUUUAAUUAACAUAUAUAUGAAAAUAUCGUUGUGCUACAUUUUCUCCUCUGAAUUAUCAUCAUUGCCGCAGCAUUGUUGUGCGGAUGCCACCUUGUGGUCCGUAAUAGUAAUUACAAUAAUGUUUGUGUGCUGCUUUCAUGAGCUAGCGGAAUUAUCGUAAAUAAGAGUUCGCACAUGAAUUUACGACUGGGAUAGUAAUAAUUCUGAUACCCGAAUUUCCGAUGUCGUGAACUUUCAGCAUGGCUGAGACAAGCACAGUUUCUUUUCUGAAUUACGGGUUCUGUUCCUUUUCCUUUCUGCUUUGUUUAUAUUCAUUGAUGUCUAUUAGCAUGCUGUACAUUUUUUACACCGUGAAUGUAGCUUGUAUUCGACCACAAUUACAUAAUCGUCAGAAAGAAAUAAAGAAAAAAAGAACGAAGAAAUAUUUAUGAAUAAAUCUGGAGUUGCCGAUGUUUCGUAUUCUUUCCGACAACAAAGCAUGACUUGUAAUUAAGUGAGACGUAUAAUUUCAGGCACACUUGAAGGCAGCGUAGAGUAUUGUGCUCAAAUAACACACACUGAGAAUCAGUGUACAUCCUGGUGAUGACUGUGUAUCAAACACAUGUAUAUUCUUCUGCCCUUUUGCUCACAAUCAAAUAUUUUAGACUUUAAAUAGCUUAUUAGAGAUAGAUAUACUUGUUAAUAGCGAUUAAAUGAGUUAACUUGGUUAGUGUUGGGUGUUGUUUUGUUUGUAAGCAUGAGGAAUGGUCAGUUUUGUAAAUCUUUGGCUCACACACACACACUGCUGUAAUGUCUGUACAAUGAAACACCUCCAUGCUGGUUUUCUACCUCUUUCCACAGAGAAGCUAUAUUCAUACACUGUUCAGGGCAAGUAUUAAAAGACACUGAUGCUGUUACUGAUGAAUUGUCUUUUUCUCUGUAUUUAUUUUGUUAUGAGUGCUAUUAUUAAUAUAACUCUGUAAUGUGCUGGGAAUCCCAAAAGUCAUAUGUAGAGAAAAUAAAGAUUUCCUCUGA
Hemibagrus wyckioides is the source of this 6003-nucleotide messenger RNA. RefSeq names its product transient receptor potential cation channel subfamily M member 4-like. The record is from RefSeq and is a predicted model, not a curated record. Gene Ontology annotation, biological process: calcium ion transmembrane transport. The transcript has 28 exons. Bases 162 to 3899 code for a protein of 1245 amino acids. Gene Ontology annotation, cellular component: membrane. NCBI's taxonomy places the organism in Eukaryota, Metazoa, Chordata, Actinopteri, Siluriformes, Bagridae. Gene Ontology annotation, molecular function: ligand-gated calcium channel activity; calcium-activated cation channel activity.